GGUUAGUUUCUCCCUCUCCACUCUUAAACCCAGCCGAGUUUCCCCAAACACAAAGAAGCUCACUAUUUUUCUACAUCAACGCAAAAAACUGAAAAAAAAGUCCCUGGAUUUGAUAUCAUUUUUCCUUGUGGGGAUUUCUCACAGAGUAGAAAGAUAGCGAAUUGAUGGCGUUCAGAUUGGGAAUACAAAGAAAUUUGCAGGGAAAUGUUGAUGGGUGCCUGCAUACUGUCAGAAGAUUUACCCACGCUUUUGCACUUCCACCAUCUUUCGCCAAUUCAAUUGACCCAAUAUCAUCGCCCCCUUCAAUUCUUCCUGAAGAUGAUUCCAGUUUUUCCUGCGAAUUUCCAGAAUCUGCUAUUGGGAGCGGAUUCAUGGACCUCAUGGCUGUUCCCAAAAAGAAGAUUUCAAAAUACAAGAGAGGCCUUAGAAACGGGCCGAAGGCUUUGAAACCUACCCCUGUUAUAGUCCGAUGCAAGAGUUGUGGUCGUGUGAAGUUGCCACAUUUCUACUGUUGCAGUGGCCGUGUUGAAGAUUCUGGCGAGAGAAGCGAUGCAGUCAAUUGAUUGAGCUCUUUGCUUUAACGGAGUAGAACAUGAGUUUUCUUCCAAUUUCCUACCGUUGAUAAAGUGAAACUUGGAAUUUGCUAAAGUUGAAUGUGCACGGAUAUAUGAUCAUUGCAAUUUGCAUAUGCAUAUGCUUAUUUCCUAUAGGUAUUUAGGUAAAUUUUGAUAAUCUGGUGAAAUAUCAAAGUGCUUCGCUCUUAUUCUGGUUAUGGUCUCCGAAUUCUAUUGCUUUAUUCACAAAAUUAAGUAAUAAAAUACCGCAAUUUUGAAUA
This is a messenger RNA of Spinacia oleracea (spinach), 835 nucleotides long. RefSeq lists its product as uncharacterized. Bases 165 to 563 code for a protein of 132 amino acids. Gene Ontology annotation, molecular function: structural constituent of ribosome. The transcript has 3 exons. Gene Ontology annotation, cellular component: mitochondrial large ribosomal subunit. The record is from RefSeq and is a predicted model, not a curated record. Gene Ontology annotation, biological process: translation. NCBI's taxonomy places the organism in Eukaryota, Viridiplantae, Streptophyta, Magnoliopsida, Caryophyllales, Amaranthaceae.